Molecule: messenger RNA, 1631 nt
Organism: Bradysia coprophila
Lineage: Eukaryota; Metazoa; Arthropoda; Insecta; Diptera; Sciaridae
Gene: prtp
Product: thioredoxin domain-containing protein pretaporter
Biological process (GO): protein folding
Cellular component (GO): endoplasmic reticulum
Molecular function (GO): protein disulfide isomerase activity
Source: RefSeq, a predicted model, not a curated record
AUAUCGCCGCUCCUCAUUUAUUCUUAAGCACCGGCGGUGCACUUCACACAUUCAAUUUUGACAGCCGGAUAAGUUUUUUUUUCUUGUGUGGAUUUUUGCUUCGAAAACGUAUCGGCUCAACUUUUAUUUAUUAGAUGUUUUGCACUCGUUUCAUUCAUAGCACCUUACAUUAAAAUUCAUUCACAUCGAACACAUAUCGGGGGGCGGAUAAUCGAAAAAAAAGUGAAAUUCGUGAAUUUGAAAAGUCAAAAGUGCACCAGAAAAUAAAACUAAAAUUAAAAAUGUGGUCGUCGGUAAACAUUUUACUUUUGAUUUGUGUGUCAUUUGUGAUUAGCGAAGAUUAUAAAAAGCCCAGCACAUUCGCCGUUUCGUUAUCGAAAGACAAUUUUGCUAAAGAAACCGCAGAAUUUUAUUACAUGGUGCUAUACUAUUCGCCGGAGUGCGAAGUGAGUCAAAAGUUCCUACCCAAAUACGAAAGAUUAGCCGAACAAUUCAACAACAAAAAUGGCUUAAAUUUCGGCACAGUCGACUGUACGACCAGCAAUGAUCUGUGCACGGCAAAUGGUGCCGAAGCGCUAGAAAUCAUCCUCUACAAAAAGGAUGAAGGCAAAGCCAAAUUCCGUGGCGUUCGGAAUGUCGAUGGUGUGACGAAAUUUUUGGUAAAACAUUUAGGCGAAGAUAUUUUGAAUAAUGUCGUUGACAUACCGGAAAAAUUGGAAGCUAUCAACGAGCUAACAGACGACACUUUCACCGAUCAUGUGAGCCUUGGCCAGCACUUUGUCAAAUUCUAUGCUCCAUGGUGUGGACAUUGUCAGCGCCUAGCACCCACAUGGGACGAAUUAGCCAGCGCAUUAGAGUACGACGAAACCGUUUCAAUAUCAAAAAUUGACUGCACACUCUACCGACCGAUCUGUUCACAAUUCGAGGUGAAAGGUUAUCCGACCCUGUUGUGGAUCGUUGAUGGAAAACGCGUCGAAAAGUACACCGGCCAGCGAUCGCUUGACGACCUGAAAGCGUAUGUGGAAAAGUCUGCUGGUAUUAUCGUCAAACGAGCUGCUGAACCAGAUGCCGCACACGCACAAAUCAAAGUCGACGAAGCGGUGUUACAGUUGACCACACAAAGUUUCGAUCAUGCCAUCGAAAAGGGUGUCACUUUCGUGAAAUUCUUCGCUCCAUGGUGUGGUCAUUGUAAACGAAUGGCACAAACAUGGGACGAACUAGCGACCAAAUUUGUUGGUGUAGUCGAUGUUAAAAUAGCCAAAGUUGAUUGUACAUUAGCCGAAAGCAAAGAGGUCUGCUCCGAGCAGGAUGUAAAUGGAUUCCCAACACUGUACAUUUACAAAGACGGCGAAAAAGUUAGUGAAUACAGUGGCAAUCGGUCAUUGGACGAUUUAUUCGAAUUUGUGAACAGGCAAAUCGGUUCGGAUCGCGAUGAAUUGUAAAUUAAAUGUAUAAACCGCGUGUGCUGUAUGCCUGUGUGUACAUUUUUUUAGAGGGUUAACCAACUGAAUUGUACUUUAGAGCACUUGCCUGUCCGGAUUGCUCUAAAUUAUUUUACUAAAAUUUGAAAUUGUGUACCGUUUCGAGAUAUUCAUUGAAUUAAAUUUGCAACACGAAAGUUGGUAUGAAAA